Molecule: messenger RNA, 799 nt
Organism: Postia placenta MAD-698-R-SB12
Lineage: Eukaryota; Fungi; Basidiomycota; Agaricomycetes; Polyporales; Adustoporiaceae
Exons: 1
Coding region: 34-345 (103 amino acids)
Source: RefSeq, a predicted model, not a curated record
GCGGGCUCACGCCGCCGCUGGCGCAGAGAUGCCAUGGCCGGAGAGGCAAGGUCCACAGUCGCGUGCACCACACGGCUCCUGCUCUUCCCGCGUCGCGCCACCCGUCCUAUCCGCCAGCAUCGACCAGGCCCGCUCGAGCGCGCGCGGUGCGUCCAAUGUAGUAUAGCCCCGACGCGGUGGUGCUCCGGAUGGUUCACCCCCUCCCCUCGUCUCUGCAUGCUGCAGUCCCACAUCGGCGGCUGGGCCCGAGUCGAGCGCACGUGCGUAUUAUCCGCCGCGCGAACACACCCUCUUUCACCCGCCCCCGGGUUCCACACCAUCCGUGCUAUUGGUUGCUUGCUCUGACUCUUGCCCGCGUGCAGGACGCUAGUGCGCGGCGCGCAGCAGAUGGCAGGCACCGCGCCGCGCUCUGCGCUGCGCUGCGGGCUGCGGGCAAUACAUGCGGGCCCAGAGCUCACCCUUGCACCACCGAGUAGCACGACAGCAUGUCUAUCACGCGGUCGCGGCAGGAGUCGUGCGGGGCCCCCGGCGCGCGCGCGCGCCCACGGCGGGAGAAGCGGAGACGUGUCAAUUGGAGUCUAUUUCGCGACGAGACAGCAUCUCGCGCAUCUCGCGGAGGGAAAUACUCCAGCACCCCACCUCCCAGCCCUCUUCGUGUCUAGGGCUCAGAGAGGGGACGCGUGCCGAGGAGCCGUCCGCUGAGCCAUCUGCGCGCUGGGUCUCAUGUCCGUAUUUCCGUAUUGGCCCAGACGACCCUCGUGGGCUGGGCCGGCCAACUACCGUCGCGUCUCGCGAUUGU